Messenger RNA from Mollisia scopiformis, 633 nucleotides. Its product is annotated as acyl-CoA N-acyltransferase. The record is from RefSeq and is a predicted model, not a curated record. The transcript has a single exon. Gene Ontology annotation, molecular function: protein N-terminal-serine acetyltransferase activity; protein-N-terminal-alanine acetyltransferase activity. NCBI's taxonomy places the organism in Eukaryota, Fungi, Ascomycota, Leotiomycetes, Helotiales, Mollisiaceae. The annotation marks the transcript as partial.
GUGACUGGCAAGCAUGUGAGGCUAGAGCGCCUCGCGCAGGACCAUUUCCCUGACCUUUGGGAGAACAUGGGAUCUCACCAAGAUCUCUGGACAUGGUGGCCUGACGGGCCAUACGAAACACGUGAGGAGCAUGAUAAGAUGCUGAGCGAGUUCAUGGAGUUUCUCAAAGACGACCUCACGGUUUGGACCAUCAUUCUCGUUUCCGGACCUAAACAAGGCAAAGGAGUCGGCCUUGCGCUUGGUCUAUCCGAGCAUCGCGACUCCCAUCGAAUCGGCGAGCUUGGACUCUUCUUCGGUCCCGAUUUACAGGCGACUAGGGCAGGUACGGAAGUGCCCUAUCUCGUCACCGAUCUUCUCUUCAAGGGAAACCAUCGAAGAGUAGGAUGGAAAACAAAUUCCUUGAAUAAGCAGUCUACAAAUGCUGCAAAGAGAUAUGGAUUUGUGCAUGAAGGGACAUUCAGACAAGAUCAGAUCAAUAAAGGGAGGAGCAGAGACACCGCUUUCUUCUGUGUUCUCGAUUCCGAAUGGCCAUUGUGCAAGGCCGCGUUUGAAAAGUGGUUGGAGGAUGAGAAUUUUGAUGAACAGCAACGACAGAAACGCAACUUACAGGAGAUAAGAGAAAGCCUAAAGUAG